CCCCGCCCGCGGCACUAUAAAAACCCUAACCACAUUUGACACCCUGGUUGUGUCGGCAGAAAACAGCGCAUUCAUUCGCGCCGUCGUGAGAUAUUUUCGCCGAGAAAAACCAUAAACCCCAACACAAAAGAUUCGAGUGUUUGAGGAACCUUUUCCGGGAAGGUUUGGUCGGGAUUUGAAAAUGAUGAAGAGAAGGUCGACUCCGUACGGCAGAGACAUGCCGUCUUCUACGACCAAGGACGAGGAAGUUGAGUGGGAAAUGAGACCGGGAGGAAUGUUGGUCCAGAAAAGAGUCGACAAGUCAUCUGACGUUGCCCCGGUUCCGAACUUACGGCUUCGGAUUGCUUUCGGUGGUCUCCGGUACGAGAUCUCCGCCAGCUCUCAAUCUACCUUUGGGGAGUUGAAGAAGGUUCUUACGGCGGAGACGGGGUUACAGCCCGGAGACCAGAGGCUAAUAUUCAGGGGAAAAGAGCGAGAAAACGGGGAGUACUUGGACAUGUGCGGAGUCAAAGACCGAUCAAAAGUCAUGCUAAUCGAGGACCCAGCGAGCAUCGAGAGACGAGCCAAUGAGAUGCGGAGGAAAGCUAAGAUCCAGACCGCUCAUCGCGCCAUCUCGGUCGUGUGCUUGGAGGUCGAUAAGCUCGCGGAGCAGGUCUCUGCUAUUGAAAAAUCUAUCUCAAAUGGAGUCAGGGUACCAGAAGUUCAGAUCACCACACUAAUUGAGAUGCUUAUGAGACAAGCAAUCAAGCUGGACAACAUUUCUGCUGAAGGAGAUGCUUCUGCUCAAAAGAGUUUGCAGGGCAAGAGGGUGCAGAAAUGUGUUGAAACUCUUGAUGCGAUGAAGAUAUCAAAUGCAAAGGUAAAGCCUGUGGUUGUGACAACAAAGUGGGAAACCUUUGAUCCUCCUCCGACUACAGCCAAAUGGGAAUUCUUUGAUUAAUCUUUGUUCGAUCACCACCGCAUCUUUCGAUCUUCUUUGCUUAUUCAUUCUAUGUAAUUAGCUCGAGAGCAGCAAAGAGAGAUACCUACCUGUACUUAUAGCUUUUCCUCCAGUAACUUUGCCAAUAAGUGUUGGUUAUUAACUUAUUAUAAGUUACAUAUAUAGUUAAAAGAAUGCAUUUUUGUCAA
Rosa rugosa (rugosa rose) is the source of this 1128-nucleotide messenger RNA. Its product is annotated as BAG family molecular chaperone regulator 3-like. The transcript has 4 exons. The coding region runs from base 182 to 940 and encodes 252 amino acids. Gene Ontology annotation, cellular component: cytoplasm. The record is from RefSeq and is a predicted model, not a curated record. Gene Ontology annotation, molecular function: adenyl-nucleotide exchange factor activity; protein-folding chaperone binding. Gene Ontology annotation, biological process: protein stabilization. NCBI's taxonomy places the organism in Eukaryota, Viridiplantae, Streptophyta, Magnoliopsida, Rosales, Rosaceae.